Messenger RNA from Peniophora sp. CBMAI 1063, 2136 nucleotides. Lineage: Eukaryota; Fungi; Basidiomycota; Agaricomycetes; Russulales; Peniophoraceae. The record is from the annotation of a GenBank genome assembly.
AUGGACGUCAAGUCACCCGCCGAACUCACGAUGCAGUACCGAAUCCACGACCUUGAGCGCCGUAUCACGCAACUACAAAACCAGGACGCACAGCAUAAGAGUCAUAUCAAACGGCUUGAAGAUGACCUGGAAGCUACGCGCUCGGAGAGUAUCGUGAUCGCUCAAGCAGUUCAGUUACAGCGCCAGGGCACUGGUCGAGCUGCUCGGGUAGAUAGGGGCAUUGGGGCUGCAUUGGUGGACACGCAGGGAGCCGAAGGACUGCAGGAGAAACUUCUUAUUAAGGAGGUAGAGCUACAGAAAACACGGACGGCGGUCGAAGUGGCGAACAGGCAACAUAGGGAGGAGCGACUCGAGUCGGAAGCAGUGCGCGCCCAGCUCGCUUCGGCCGCUACAGAACUUGACAUUGCGCGUGCAGAACGUGAUAACGCAGCCCGACAACUAUCUACUAUUCGAACCGACAUGGACGGUCUACGCACAGAACAUUCCACUUGUGGUACAUCGCAAGAUGAUUUGAGGCGGAAGCUAGAAUCCGCUUCUAUGGCCUACAAUCGCGAGAUUGCAGACUUGAAGGCAGCUAGCGCUCAGGAGUGUGCGGCCCUAGAACGUGUCUUGGCGGAACAACAAACGGCGUCUGAGCAUGAUUUCAUUCAAGCCCAAGCUCAAACGGACCGCUUGACGGCCGAACUCUUCGCUAAAGAUGCUGAGCUGGAGGAACUCCGAGACCGCAUUACUGCCCUUCAACGUCGAGCUGUAAAGCUUGAACCGCCCGCGCCAACUCAAACGAAUGCACAGCCACCCGCUCCUCACACAGGCUCCUCGAAUAAACCACGGAGGGAAAUCAUCGACAUCUUGACGGAUAGUGACGAUGAAGUCGGCAAACCAGUGGCGCACAACCCCUUGCGGCCAGCAUCUGCGGUAGAAACACUUGGCGGUGUGAAAACAGAAGACGGUGCACCCUCAACUUCGACACCAGGCACGGCGUCUAAACCGCGCGAUUCGCGCGAUUCUCUCAACGAACACAAGACGAUCAAACGUGCCAUGGACGAUGAAGAAGUGGAAGUCGAUACGUCGGCGUCGAAACCGUCGAAGCGUUUCAAGAAAUCGCCCGCAACGAGCAAAGCGGACGCCUUUGGUCUCAAUGAGACGACAGCUCUACGCGCCACUCUCGUCCCGACAUUGAAUGAACGCGUAUCAUCCAUUGCUCCUAUCUCUUUCGACGGUCUUGAAGAUGAACAGGCCUUUGACGCAUCUUCAUUGACCGGCUGGGUGCGUCGGGAGCUUAUCACCGCCAACUACAAAGCUUCGCCACAAAGCUUCCAUACUACGCUCAAAUACUUACCGAACGAGGAUGAGAAGCUGAAGCGACGAGCCAUAUUUGCGGGUAUAGACCAGAACCCUGGUCUCCCGCAGUACCCUGGCCACCCCGGAACUCUCAUCGCUAGUCGCAAAGAUAUUCUUCUCAAUGAGCCGAUCUCGCUCUUUGUACGCGCGGCAGGAUUAUCGAAUCCACGUUGGAAGUACAUGGGCGCGUAUGAGGUCGAAGUGAGCGAUCAGCCCAUCACUCCCGAAGAAUGGGCUGUAUUGCCCGAUUCGACACGCGAUGCCUGGGCCAAAGCGCUUUCCACUCUUCAGUCAUGGGAAGAGUAUCUGCAACCACUCGUUCGUAUGGCUUAUCGGCGAGAAGGCACACAAAUCACGGAUGCUACCGUAGCUGAAGGUGUAGCCCGUAUGAAAGCGAUCAAGAAGAAGGGUGGCGUCAUUCCAAAAGACCUGCGGUUGACUCAUGAUGAAGUUCUCGCUGCGCUCGAUCGAGGAGAUGAGACCAUAGAUGUGGUUAUGCUCAGGCCACUGACGAUCGAUAUGCUGCUAUACAAAGAGCUAUGGGACCUCCAAACCGGUGCUAUCUCCAAGAAUCCUAGACUCCCACCUCCUGGCAAGAAGUCGAAGAACAUGACGUCUGCUCCACGCCGCAGUUUUGGUCGUAGCGUGAGCACAAGCUCGGGCCUUGCAACCGACACAACUUCGGCAGUGCGACGGCGAAGCACGCGUCGUUCGAACGUUCAACAGAGUUACUGCGAGCCUGACUCAGACAUAGAGGAGAAUAACGACGAUCCAUCUUCCGAGGAUACUGACUGA